AGAAUCGAGCAGGGUAACAGAGCAACAGAAGACAGCAAGGAGCGGCGAGGGGACGGCUGAAUGAAAAUUCGCCUAGCUACAUCGACUGUAGUUUUAGGAAAGUGCCACCCUCCCUUCAAUAUUUCAUAAUCAAACGUUAGAUUAAAAAAAUAUCUUGCUAGUAAAAUCCUAAAAUAGCGAGGAUGUUGGUCCCCGCGGGAAGAUAAUGAAGCGGUUGCGCGUUUUGUUCGUGUGCCACAUUGUAGCUGUCCUUUGCUGGUACCCCAGAAGUCAUGUGUGUUGUUCAGAGCACAACUCGUCAGGUCCAGUUGUGUCUAGUGGAGACGGCAGCCCCCCAGAGCAUCUUCACAACCAUGAGCAUGCGCAGUACCACCGGACGGACCACAAGAUGGAGUCGCCGAGGACACACACACACUCCUCCUACGACGUGGGACUGGAGACAGAGAGGGCUGCACUAGAGGAGCCCAACACGCACAACACUGAACAGACUGUGAAUCAGGAGGAGCCUGUAGUAGUAGAGGUCUGGUCAGCUCCAGAACCACACGAUGAUCCUGAACCCCACGCUGCUGCUGCUGCUGAGCCUCACACACACACCCACCCAGAGCCCGAUACACAACUCCCUCCCCUCCAGGACCAGGCAACUCCACCCUCCUCCACCCCAUCACCCAGCGAUGACCUAGCCCAGGACCAAGCCUCCACAGACCCCCCAGCCCCGGCCGAGACCCGCAGUGAUGCCCUGGCAGAACCCAGCCCAGCCCCGGCCACAGAAGACCCCCAACACACACCUACCUCUACCUCUCACACCCCUGCUCCAGCCCCAGCCAGUGGUGAUGCUGACCCAGUAGAGAGCCAGUCAGAGCAGGAUCAAAUUCAGGCUGGUUCUGAUGCUGAUGUCCAAGCAUCUGUCAGUCCAGAGGACCCAGACCAGGACCAAAGUCUACCAGAGCUGGACCAGGGGGGAAACACCUCCCACAGGCACCAAGACACCGACCAAGACCAGCAGGCAGUGGAUGCCAGUGAUGCCAGCGCUAUUGAGACGGACCCCUCAGUGCCCAGUAAGGAGGACAUCCCAACCUUCGACGAGUGGAAGAAACAAGUCAUGGAGGUGGAGAAAGAGAAGACUCUGUCCCUCCAUACCUCUUCAAGUGGAAGCCCCCCUGUGAAGAAGGUGCAGAAGAACUUUAAAAACAACUAUGCUUCUGUGGAGUGUGGAGCUAAGAUGCUGUCAGCUAACCCAGAAGCCAAGAGUACAUCUGCUAUCCUCAUGGAGAAUAUGGACCUGUACAUGCUGAAUCCCUGCAGCAUCAAGAUCUGGUUUGUGAUAGAGCUUUGUGAGCCCAUCCAGGUGAAACAGUUGGACAUCGCUAACUUUGAACUCUUCUCCUCCACACCUAAAGACUUCCUGGUCUCCAUCAGCGACAGGUAUCCCACCAACAAGUGGUUGAAGUUGGGAACGUUCCACGCCCGUGACGAGCGCACCGUCCAGAGCUUCCCAUUGGACGAACAGCUCUAUGCCAAAUACAUCAAGAUGUUCAUCAAGUACAUAAAGGUGGAGCUCGUCUCCCACUUUGGAUCAGAACACUUCUGUCCCCUCAGCCUCAUCAGGGUGUUUGGUACCAGUAUGGUGGAGGAAUAUGAAGAGAUUGCAGAUUCUCAGUACCCCUCAGAGAGGCUGGAAUACCUUGAUGAGGAUUAUGACUACCCUCCUGGGUACCUCCACUCUGAGGACAAGGGGUCUAAAAAUCUGCUGGGCUCUGCCACAAAUGCCAUUCUCAACAUGGUCAACAACAUAGCAGCCAAUGUUCUGGGAGGCAAGCCUGAGGGAGGAGCACAGAUAGAAGCCAACACAUCAUCAGAAGCCCAGAACGAGACCGAGGGGAACAAAGAUGUGCAGCUCACCCCAACUCCAACCCCCACCACCACUCCUCCAGCUGUGGAGACGGUGGAGCCAGACUACCCUGCUCCCCAGAAGGACCCUGAGGUCCCUCUCUCCUCCCCUGACUCCCCCCUGCUUCCCCCCUCCCCGGAGGAUGGACAGAUCGUGACUCUGGUGGAGGAGGAGGAGGAGCCCCCACAGUCCACUGUGACUCUGAUGGAGGAAGAGGGGGAUGAUAACGAGCAGGAGGAGAGAGAGGAACAGUGGAUGAGGGAGAGGGAGAGCCAGCUGUACUGUCCACUCUCUUCCGUCUCUUCUCUUUCUUGUGUGGCCACACUGCCAGAGUUGCUACAGCGCUGGUGUGACGCUCACCUCGCCAGAGAGAGGCAGCAAGACAUACACACACACCCCCCUAUACAGGUCCCUGUCCCUACCCCCACACACACACAGGAAGCCCCAACACACACAGAGACGGUUCCUGAGCCUGAGACUGCCCCCCAGGCCCAAAAUGAGGGGCUACCCCCUUUAGACUCUCAAAAUCACACCCCUCACAUCGACACACACCCCGUGGACCCUAUCAUUUUGCUGGAGCCUAGCCGGACCUCUACCCUGCCCCCCCACAGCUUCUCUCAAACCUCCCUCUGCAAACCCACCCCUACCCAGGAUGAAGCUCCCCAGCACCCCAGCCAAGAAGACCCUGUCCCCCCUCCAGCCCUGCAGGGAGCCCCCGUCCCGGAGACUCAGCAGGCCAGCACCCCCACCCCCACCCCUACUCCCAGCUCCACCGCCCCCCUACACCUACCAACCUCUGAGACAGCCUCCCUGGACCUCCCUCCACCCCCCCUAAAGGAGCAACCAGUCCAGCCCCUUCCCACAGCCUCUAGACCUGCAGACCUCCCCCCUCCCACUGACCUCCCUGUCACCCCUCAGCCUGACACACCCAGGGCUGGGACAGAGAGUGGAGAUAUCCAGGGUCAGGGGGAGCAGGGAGACGCCUCUGCCCAGCCAGCAGAACACCUGCGUGGGGAAGAAUCCAUGGAAGACCUGCUGCUUAGCGUCCCGGUGGCCGCUAACGGACAUUUGCACCGGACGGCUACAGACUUCUACGCUGAGCUGCAGAGCGCGGGGGAGUACAUUGGAGGGAAUGGGAACGGAGGGGUGAACGGAGGCGUGAACGUGCAUGGCUCCAGUCAGAAGGAGAGUGUGUUCAUGAGGUUGAACAACAGGAUCAAAGCCCUGGAGAUGAACAUGUCCCUCAGCAGCAGAUACCUGGAGGAACUGAGCCAGAGGUAUCGUAAGCAGAUGGAGGAGAUGCAGAGAGCGUUCAACAAGACCAUCGUCAAACUGGAAAACACCUCCCGCAUCGCUGAAGAACAGGACCAGCGGCAGACAGAGUCUAUCCAGAUGUUACAGGGCCAGCUGGAGAACGUCACCAAGCUGAUGAUCAACCUCAGCAUGACUGUCUCACAGCUACAGAGAGAGGUGUCUGACCGACAGAGUUACCUGGUGGUGUCUCUGGUCCUGUGUCUCUGUCUGGGCCUGGUGCUCUGCCUGCAGUGCUGCUGGAGCGCCAACACACACACUGUCACACACACCGCAGUCAACCACUACCCCAGCCCCAAGAGGUGUUUCUCCUCCUAUGAUGAUUUGAGUCUGAAGCGGAGGGUAUCGUGUCCUCUCCUACGCUCCAAGUCCUUCACCUUUCCUACUUCAGAAGUAGGCCCUGACGACCUUUACAUUGUUGAACCUUUAAGGUUCUCACCAGAGAAAAAGAAGAAACGAUGUAAACUGAAGGCAGCAUUAUCAGCCCCCUCUUCGCCGAUGGCUAACGGGGGACUCAAAUGCUAUGGUCUCCCCCACUCCCUGAAUCCCCCUCCCCCUCUAGAAGACAUGUCCUGUAAGGAGCUCCCCUUCCCAUCAGAGAGUAGCAGCUGUAGCUCCUCCAGCCACUCUGAAGAGUCCUACAUCAGCCGAGGCCACCCCCUCUCCUCCCCCCCAGGCCUGUGUAAUGGCCACGCUGCCCUGCCCCUCCCGCCCUACCUUCCCUCCCUCCCUCCCUCUAAGAGGUCAGUGAAGCAUCGGCGGUCUCGUCAGGCAGAUCUGCAGUUCUCCUCCAGACAGACAGGAGGCGCUGCUGUGAACUCUCUGCACAGCCUGCAGCAGCUGAUCAAGGGAAACAAGGAGAUCAGUGUGGGGACCAUAAGAGCCACGGCAGUCACAGGACACGUCUGAUCUCACACACACACACACACACUUCAGACUGACUCAUAUACACACACCCUGGUAGCAGACUUGGUUAGGGAUGUGUGAAAGGGUGUGGUCUUGCCCCAAAAUGGCCACAUCUCUGAACCACAUCUCCCAUGAGCACCCGGCCCCCCACAGUGGAACUCGGACACCAUGAUAUUAGUCACCCAGCAACAGCCAUUCAGAGACCUCUCCACGGUCAUGUGCCUUUCUGUCCACUCUAAAGCUUUCACUGAUAAAAACACUCAAAGGGUUGUUCUUUUUCUUUUCAGAGCGAGACUAAUGGUGAGGAGUGUUACUAGAAAACAGACAUUCAUUCAGCUGUUUCUACUGGACAAGCACAUCAGACCUGGGCGUCAGGGGCUUGUGCCCAGAGUAGAGGGGCUGAGUAGAGCUCUUACCUGAAGCCUGUGAAAGUACAGUAUGAAGUGUGUCGCAGUGAGAGAACUGUGCAGCAGGAUUGGCUUCUUCUUUAAGCUCUCCCUCUUUCCUCCUGUCCUCCAUUUCCACAUUCUGUUCAUUCUCUGUGCAUUGUUCAGCGCUAGCUAACACUACUGCAGUUGUUCGUAUGGGACCAGGGUGUUAACCCUUCACACACAACAGGCCCUCUGUCUCCCUUUCUCAGGCAGUCUAACCUAACACCACGCAACCAGCAGAGCUCAAUGAAGACACAUACCCAAUGUGUGCGUUGGUGUGUGUGUGUGCAUGCAAGUGUUCCUGUCUCUAGCCCAUGUUUAUCCAGCUCUGAUACAAAGGAACAGGCUCCAUACCUCUUGAACUAGUUAACCUAGCUAUUCUCCAGUCAGACCUCCAGUGUGUGUGUGUCGUGCGUGCGCACACAGAGAGCCAGCCAAGAGGACAGGGAUGUUGUGCUGUAUAGGCUGGUUAUUUCUGCACAUUGUGACAGGUCAGAACCCAGUCAGAGUUGGGUUGUUUUAUAUUGAGCUGUACAUGAGCCAUGCUGAGAGCUGAAUGUUGUCUGAAGAUCACACACCCGCUGUUGGUAGAAGUUGCCUCUAGGAUCUGCUUUCCCUCCCCCAAUGAUAACCAUUCAUAUCAGCAGUGCAAUGCAACAGUGACCUUUCGGUCAGUGACACGGGGUAAUGUCAGUCUGGAGGGCAGAUCCCCUGAGGUCCUGUAGGGGAUGCUGUGAGGCUAGUUAUUUAUGUUCUGGCCUCAAAACCACCCUAUCAUACUGUAGCCCAGGGGAAACACAUGGUACGUGUUACAGAAUAAUAAUGAUUGCAAUUAAAACAGAGGUAGGUGUAUUGUACACAGCAUUUUACUGUCGCAUACUGUAUGAUUGUCGCUGGCUGCCCGACACCAGUUCACCUCCUGACCAAUAUUUGUUUUGUGUUUUCAAAGCUAUACAGACAACAAGGUAUCAUCCACCUUUUGUCUGUCAUAUUUAGAGGUGGCUGAAUCAUCUGGUGUUUGCAGAGUUGCCUCCACUGUCACACCUGCACACACACACCAUCGUGUUAAUUAGAACUCAACGAGGGCUGUAACAGUCCCAAUAACUGCUGGGGUCGUAUAUGAACCAGCUUCACCUCACGAGUUAGUGUUAUGGGAAGAUGAAGUUAACACAAAUGUUUGAAGUCAAUUUGUUUGUCUCUAGAUGUCUGUGCAAGGAUGUGAUUGGGACAGCUUAGGGCAAAAGUCAAUUUGAAUAAGUUGCGGAUGUGAAAAAUCACCUCAGUGUACUAUACAUCUGUGCCAGUGGUCAGAUGGCCUCUGAGCCAUGUUGGGUUGGUUGUUGUGGCCUCUGAGC
Messenger RNA from Salmo salar (Atlantic salmon), 5891 nucleotides. It is a transcript of the gene suco, whose product is annotated as SUN domain containing ossification factor. Lineage: Eukaryota; Metazoa; Chordata; Actinopteri; Salmoniformes; Salmonidae. The record is from RefSeq and is a predicted model, not a curated record. Gene Ontology annotation, cellular component: membrane; cytoplasm. Gene Ontology annotation, biological process: regulation of bone remodeling; protein folding in endoplasmic reticulum.